Molecule: messenger RNA, 1533 nt
Organism: Xiphophorus couchianus (Monterrey platyfish)
Lineage: Eukaryota; Metazoa; Chordata; Actinopteri; Cyprinodontiformes; Poeciliidae
Gene: star
Product: steroidogenic acute regulatory protein
Exons: 7
Coding region: 422-1282 (286 amino acids)
Biological process (GO): intracellular cholesterol transport; regulation of steroid biosynthetic process; steroid biosynthetic process
Cellular component (GO): mitochondrion
Molecular function (GO): cholesterol binding; cholesterol transfer activity
Source: RefSeq, a predicted model, not a curated record
ACUGACCUCUCUCCUCUGGGUGCCAUCCCAUACAGGAGGCCGUCUGUACUGUGGCAUGUUUGUUUAUGUAUGAAUCAGUGGACCCGGGCACUGGACGUUAUCUCACGCGGAGUUUGUGAGAAAUGCCUGUCGUGUCCGUUGGAGCGUCCUUGAUGACACGGCCGUUGGAUCGGUUAGUUGGUUCUCCUGUUUAUCUAUCUGGUGAUAGCAAGAUGGCCUUCAGGGAGAAGCUCCUAUAUAUACAAGAGCUCUCAGACAUCCCACAGAUAGAAGUCGGAAAGCCUCUGCAGCUGUCUCUGCUACUCGGCUGAACCUUUACAUCCCGGACGUAGGCUAACGUCUUGCUGAACUGCUUGUGUUCCCAGUUAUUUUUAAUACUUUAUUUUUCAAUUUAACGUGUCAGAAAUUCCUACAAAGCAAAAUGCUGCCCGCAACUUUUAAAUUGUGUGCUGGCAUCUCCUAUCGGCACAUGAGGAACAUGACAGGUCUUAGAAGAAAUGCCCUGGCAGCAAUCCAUCAUGAGCUGAACAGGCUGGCGGGUCCAGGCCCCAGCAACUGGAUCAGUCAAGUCCGCAGACGAAGCUCUCUCCUCAGCUCUCGGAUUCGGGAGGAGGAAGUGUACAACGAGGAAGAAAUGUCCUAUGUGAAGCAAGGAGAGGAUGCACUGCAGAAAGCCAUCAGCAUCCUCAGCGAACAGGACGGCUGGACGGUGGAAACUGUAGCUGCAAACGGAGACAAGGUUCUGAGCAAGGUCUUGCCAGACAUUGGGAAGGUGUUCAAACUGGAAGUGGUGAUGGAGCAACAUCCCGACAACCUGUACGAAGAGCUGGUGGAAAAAAUGGAGCAAAUGGGAGACUGGAACCCCAACGUCAAACAAGUCAAAAUUCUUCAAAAGAUCGGACAGGACACCAUGGUGACCCAUGAAGUGUCAGCAGAGACACCAGGCAACGUGGUGGGACCCAGGGACUUUGUGAGCGUCCGCUGUGCCAAACGUCGAGGCUCCACCUGCUUCCUAGCUGGAAUGUCCACUCAGCAUCCAAAAAUGCCAGAGCAGAAAGGUGUAAUCAGAGCCGAGAAUGGGCCUACCUGUAUAGUGAUGAGGCCUUGUGCUGAAGACCCAAGUAAGACUAAGUUCACCUGGCUGCUGAGUCUAGAUCUAAAGGGCUGGAUCCCAAAGACAAUCAUAAACAAAGUGCUCUCGCAGACGCAGGUGGACUUUGCCAGCCACCUCAGAAACAGGAUGGCGAAUAACGUUUCCAUGGAGAUGGCCCACGCCUGCUGACACACGAUGCCUCUUGAGCCAACAGAGAGAAACUUCUGCUCAUCAAAAAUCUCAUCUAAACCUGCUUAGAGUCACUGAAAAAGUAGCCACUCCAGUGAGUUUUAGCAAGAUCCUGGGAAGAUUGUGCUUUUCUGAAAUCUUGAGAGAGUCUCAGCACUUUUCAUUAAAAACAGAAUGAGUUAAACACAUAAUCACAACGCUAUCGUUGAUAAGCCUACAAAAUUUCAAAAACUAUAUUUUAUUCUACAUAU